GCAUUCCUUUUGCAUCCCCAAAAAGGAACUAGAAACUUGUGGGGGUGGUCAACCAAGCCUUCUUAGAUAGGAGGGGGUCACAACGUUAUGACUUCAAUGAGCAGAUCUUCACAAGACAAUUUUUGUGGCCAAACUUUAUAGAAAUCUAUCAAAUAUUCACAAAGUUAUGACGUUGUGUGCCAAUUGGCACUCUUGGGGAGUAAUUUUAGCCGAAAAUUAUGUUAAUGCACAUCCUUGCACUUGACGGGAUAUUGUGCAUUUUUCAGUUCACCCUGCAUGAAUUCUGUUGCGCGUUUACCAUCGACAUGGCGCUCUCGACUGAGCUUACUGCUCUCGCUGUCAUGUACCUGUGCUGCAUCGAAGCUUGUUCGCAUGAUUCUGAUUGCUCAGACGAAAUCACUUCUGAUGUUCAAUGUUGUAAUGGCCAUUGCAUCCACAAACACUCUCAAUGUUAUUCACUCGUGCCGAUAUUGAGUCUUACCUUUCUUGCUGUGGGUGUUGUUAUUAUUUGCAUCAUCGGUUGCUGCAGUUGUUAUCCUUUCUGUCCAGGCUUCAGACAAUACCGAUCACAUUCCAUGCGCACUUAUAUCAUCGAAGGUCGACCGUUGUAUCAGCAGCUCACCUCGGAUCCUUCUACAGCAGACAUGGCUGAAGCUUCCUCCGGUUUUUUCUACCCCCAGUUUGUUCGGUUCCAUCAUGGAUACCCGAUGUAUCAGCCUAUUUAUGGGCACCCUAACCCUUACCCGUUAAGGCAGCCCGGAGAUCACUGGUGGCAUAGGGCAACAAACGUGGGACAACUUACUGUGCCUCCUAUGACAGGACAGCUCGCAGAGUGAGGUAAACGAUCGUAUGAACACAAAAAGGCCGGAUAAUUUAAAAUACGAAAUACCUGUCAUAUGAAAUUGCUGCAGUCGAGAAAAAAAAAACAAGAAGUUAGCAGUGGGAAGGACUAAUUCUCCUCGAGCUGCAAGACACUCUAAUCAGUUUGGACUAUCUAUAUGGGAAGGUUGAAACAUUACAUUCGAUAAGCAAAUCAAAUUUGCAACAGAGUUGUUAAUAUUGAAAGUUUAUCAGCAAAGAAGCUUCACACAAAAGAGGUCGAAUUUAUUGCACGGAAUAUAUAACAGUCUACAAUGCUUAGUAGUCUUUUGAUUGGAUGGUUUGCAAGAAAAUUGAUUGAAACAUGAUUCUCUGACUGAGCAUUUAGUAGGAACUCUAGUGGAAAAAAGGGCUCCAUAGUAAUCUUCCGUGGAGCAAGGUUUGAGUUUUCGAUGUCAUAUCAGAGAAAUAUGUCAAAGAGUUACUUCAGAUCAAUAACGCUUUAAGGAUUGAUGCAGUAUUUUUUAUUUUUUCCCUUUCGAGUGACUGGUCAAACCAUCCCCAUUUUGCCAGAGCUCAUUUUCUGUACGAAUAAACUGAUCUUUUACUGAUUCUCGUUUGCAGUUUAAGGGUUUUAUCACUAGUUUACUUGUGUAAGCGUGUUGUGCAUGUGAUAUCAGUGACACUUUCCAAAAUGUAGGAUAACGUCCAUAGGGUUGUUAACCUGACCACGCUGCGUAAAAUCGUUACUGAGUUCUAAGGUUACGAAUUCGACCAUUUUAGAAUUUCUGUCCAAUUCAGGGUUAACUCUGUUUUUACGACUGGGAAGGUUCAGUGGUCCAAAGGGAAAACAAUAUAAAAGAAAACCGCUGUGUUCUUUUGGGGCGGGGUAUUUGACAAUAUAUAACACAAUUCUUUGAUGUUGUUGAUUUGUAUAGUGUUUGAUGGUAAAUAUUAAGUCUCCCUUGUGAAAAGUUUGUCGCUUCUAUGGUUAAAUAAUAUGUAAAAGAAUUUUUCUUGGCACAGCGGAAACUGAAUAGGCUUUUGUCGAUUGUGGUCGUAAAAAUAGGUACCCAAAGGGUACAUGAGGGUACAUGUAUGGGAUGCAGACUCAUUUGCAUUAAACGGACACGAGCCGAUGACAAUAGUGUUUCGUUGCAUGUCUUACAUAUCAUCUGCAGCUAUUCUUCAGAAUCAGCAAAACGCUCCCGAGGGAUUGAAGCUCUCUGUACGACAUUGUUAACUGCUGAACUAUCUGAACUGGAACCAAUUGCUCGACAUCACCGAGCCGUACGCGCGGGGCUGAGACCAAGUCCACAGGCGAGACCGGCCGGAGCCAAAUUUGAGAAACAUAAAUAAAAGAAGUACUGUAUAUUCAAAACGAAGUUACGUUGCUUUUUCAUUUCGUGAAAAUCAAAACAGCCAGAUUAUGCUAACAGAGCUAAAUUUAGACAAAAGUUAAAUUAACAUUAUGCCCGGUUUGCUAAAUUAUGUCAAGAAUUUAAUGCUAGUAUAAUUUUUGAAAACUUCCGAAGAGAUCUUUGGUAUUUCGUUAAAAGUUUUUGGUGAGGUAUAACAAACAGGCUGAGAUUCAUUGUCGUUUAAAGAAAAAUCCCUUGUUUGUGUUUUGCGAACAGAAAUAAUUUCGAAGAUUGAAGGCUUCAGAGUCCGUCACAAACUGGUCCAAUACCCCUGUCACGCGUCACGCAUUGCGUAACGUGACAGGGUAAGGGCCAGAUCAGACCUGGUAAAGGUCGAGAAGUCGCUGGUAAACCUUCUGUGAUGGAUACAGACGAAAUCCUGGAAGAGAUUGGAAGCUUUGGAUUCUUUCAAAAGCGAAAUUCUUUACUUCUUGGUCUUAUUAUUUUCGUGCUGACUUUCCAAACGGUUUCAAUGGUGUUCAUUGGCGGUGAACCAACAUGGCGUUGUGCAGUAAACAGCUCGGUUUGCACACGGAAUGGUACGAUCAGUUUCGACGAUAGCUAUUAUAACUCAAGGUGCAACAUGAGUUCUGAUGACUGGGAAUUUACAACUGAGUUUACAUCUAUAGUCACUGAGUGGACCCUGGUUUGUGGGAAGGAAUACUAUGCAAGUCUGUCUCAAUCAGUGCUGUUUAUUGGAUGGAUUCCGGGAGCUUUUAUUAUUGGACGACUGUCAGACAAGUUUGGUCGUAAGCGUGUUUUAUUCCCUGCUAUCUUUGGGGUUGCUGUUGCUUCAUUUGCAAGCUCAUUUGUUUCUGUGUUGUGGUUGUUUCUGACACUACGAGGAAUAGCAGGUUUCUUUCAAGGAGGAGUUUACAUCACUCUUUAUGUGCUUGUGACAGAAUUUGUUGGACCAAAAGAUCGAGGUUUUUCUGGGACUUUAGUGUGGAUAUUUUACACGUCGUCACUCAUGGUGCUGAGUGGAUUAGCUUAUGGGAUAAGGAAUUGGAGAACUUUGUCAAUUGUCAUUUCAGCCCCUGCAUUUCCUUUGCUGAUUUUUUGGAGGUGGGUUCCAGAAUCCUGUCGAUGGCUGAUAGUUCACGGGAAAGCCGGUGAGGCUGAGAAGGUGUUAUCAUCAAUUGCUAGCUUGAAUAAAAAACAGCUACCAGGUGAUAAACUUUCACUGGAACACAAUGAGGAAGCCAUGAAAGAAGGCGGAUUUUUUGAUCUGCUUCGUACCAGAAAACAGCUUUUCAGGACCCUGAUUCUUUGGUUUGCAUGGUUUACUAAUUCCAUGGUUUAUUAUGGAGUACUGUUGAGUGUUGGAGUGCUUGGUGGUAGUCUCUAUCUGAAUUUUUUUCUCACAAGUGCCAUUGAUAUUCCCAGCAACUUUUUUGUGAUCUGGUUCAUGAGUUGGCAAAAAAGAUUUUUGUGUCACAAUUUUUACGGCAGGAAGAGAGCUUUGACUCUUUGUAUGUCUCUGGCAGCAAUCUUCUGUGUCAUUGUGUCUGUUAGUCCCCCAGCUUCUGACUCAGACAAAGGUGCCACAGCUCUUCGUGUCAUUUUCGCAGUUCUUGGGAAGUUCUGCAUAAACGCAUCGUUCAGUACAAUCUAUGUGUUCUCAACAGAACUUCUUCCAACAGUCAUCAGGAACGUCGGAAUGGGAAGCAUGGCGGCGUUUGAUCAAACCGGUGCCAGUAUUGCUCCGUUUGUUGUUUUACUGGACAAAACCCACCCGGUAAUUCCAUUUGCUAUGAUGAGUGGCUUCGCAUUUAUCGCCGGAUGUUUAUGUGGCAUUCUUCCUGAGACUCUCGGACGACCAACACUCGAAACAUUGGAGGACGCGUCUGAUGAAAGACCUCAACACAAACCCGCCGGCAUUGAAGAACCUCUUACGCCAUCUCUUUGAACGCCAGGGGUGUUCUGUUGAUCCCAGGGAUAUUCUAAAAGCUGACAGAUCUUAUCGAAGUCCGCAACUCAGAUCUACUGGCCUUGAAGAACCUCCCCCCCCCCCCAGCUUACCUUCUGUCUGAACCCCAGGGGUAUUCUCUUGAUCCAGGGAUAUUUUCAAUUUAUCGCUAAUGGAGACAUAAGGUGAUUGAUCAUAUCGAAGUCCGCAACGCAAAUCUACUGGAAAAUAACCCAACCCCAGUUUACCUUCUCUCUGAACUCCAGGGGUAUUCUCUUGAUCCAGGGAUAUUUUCAAUAUAUCACUAAUGGAGACAUAAGGUGAAGGAUCAUAUCGAGGGCGCGACUCAAAUCUAGUGGCCUUGAAGAACCUCUUACCUUAUCUGUCUGAACCCCAGGGGUAUUCUUCUUGGUCUCAGGAACAUUUCAAGAGACAUUAGAUUACAGGUCUGAUCGAACAAGAACUUCUUAUCUCAUCUUUUUAAACCAUACGGGUAUUUUCUUUAAAAACCUAGAGUAAUUCACUCCUCAUUCUUUCUCUAUACAGGGUUGCGACUCAGUCGUAUGUUUUUUAAACGAUAAUUUUUUCACAUCCUUGUAAAUGUGAUUCUUCUGGAGAAAGGCAAGGAAAAGGUGGAGAGGACACCCUUGGCAGUUGCUUGACCAGCUUUUGUGUAUAAUACAUGCAGCUAUGCGUGUUUUUAUUGUUGUUGUAAUUGGUUUUAAACCGUUGGAUAAUGGAAGGGCCAAAUCCGAAAGAAGGAAGUGUUUUUUGUAAAAAAAAAAAACCAUUCCAAUACGCCAAAGUGGAAUAAUUGUAAGCUAUUCUUCUAGCGGGAAGAUAAAUUAAAUUUUCAACAACUG
This is a messenger RNA of Orbicella faveolata, 5012 nucleotides long. Its product is annotated as solute carrier family 22 member 15-like. Gene Ontology annotation, cellular component: membrane. The record is from RefSeq and is a predicted model, not a curated record. Gene Ontology annotation, molecular function: transmembrane transporter activity. NCBI's taxonomy places the organism in Eukaryota, Metazoa, Cnidaria, Anthozoa, Scleractinia, Merulinidae. Gene Ontology annotation, biological process: transmembrane transport.